This is a messenger RNA of Oncorhynchus mykiss (rainbow trout), 3180 nucleotides long. The record is from RefSeq and is a predicted model, not a curated record. NCBI's taxonomy places the organism in Eukaryota, Metazoa, Chordata, Actinopteri, Salmoniformes, Salmonidae.
GAUACCCUUUACUUGACUAUCCAGUGUACUGCUACUGCAGGCUCUUUAAUUAUUGACAAGACUUCGAGGGGAAAAGUACUAGCUAGUGCUCUCAUAACAUUCAUUUUGCAACGUGUUUUCCUCUCACUUAAAAAAUAGGCACAACGCGUCAGUUUUAUCAAGGACAUUACACAUUUUAUUCAUUUACGCCAGGUUUUAUGUUGUUUUUAUUUUUUUUCAAAGCUUCGUUUUUGGCGUGUUCUCAUCUGGAAGGAACCUGUGCGUACGUACGAGAAGGUGUAUCCGUUAUGCGCGCCUCUGUGCAGUGGUCUGGUGCGGUAAACGCCCUGUGAGAGAUUUUUGAGAGGUGGUGUCAUCUUUUAGGGCCAGAAGAUUCUAUUUAUAUUAGAAAGCUGCAAUCCCUUAACUAUAACUCAGCCUGAGCUGCUUGUAAGCUACCCGAGAGAGGCUUUCGGGAAUCAUAUGACCUGCUGCAGCUCAUUCCAAAGAUACCGGAAAGGGCGCUCGCUCCCGCAGCUUUUGCGCUCUUUCAAACCACAGUCUUCGGAAAGGGGUACAUCUGGAGGAUGUACAACACCGCAGGACAACAGAAAGACCUUGAAUAUUAGAAGAAGAAAUACUGCUCUUUGUUUGUAACGGAUAUAUAUAUAACAGUUGAGAAGGGACACCGAUAGAGCAAAAAAUGCCGGAGGAAAAAGAUGCUGCCCCCUAUAGGAACAUCUGGUUAACAAAUCAUCUUGGACCCCUCCAUCACCCCAAGCCUUAUUUAUUGUCCUGACAGGAAGUGAACGACACAGGAUCCCCUCAACAGUAUUUCACCAGCAGGCUGUCCACAGCCCUCUGGAGCAGGGGAAGCAGGGGAAGCAGGGGAAGCAGGGCAGCGGCGGCAGCAGCUCUGUCCCCUGUCAGAACUGUGGCAAGGCCUGCAAGGGAGAGGUGCUGCGCGUGCAGAACAAACACUUCCACAUCAAGUGCUUCGUCUGCAAAGUGUGUGGCGUUGACCUGGCCCAGGGGGGGUUCUUUGUGCGUCAGGGGGAGUACAUCUGCACCCUGGACUACCAGCGGAUGUACGGCACGCGCUGCUUCAGCUGUGAGGAGUUCAUCGAGGGAGAGGUGGUGUCAGCGCUGGGAAAGACCUACCACCCACGCUGCUUCGUCUGCGUCACCUGCAAACAGCCGUUCCCUGCCGGUGACCGUGUGACAUUUAACGGUAAAGAGUGUGUCUGCCAAAACUGUACAGAGCCCCAGUCUGCCAACAGCCCUGCUCCCAUACAGGCUGUCCACAACUGCUGUGGCUGUGGGAAGGAGUUUAAGAAUGAGCAGUCUCUGGUAGCGCUGGAUAAACACUGGCACCUGGGCUGCUUCAAGUGUAAGGUGUGCAACAAGGUGCUCAACGCCGAGUACAUCAGCAAGGAUGGGAUCCCCUACUGCGAGGUGGACUACCAUGCCAUGUACGGCAUCCAGUGUGACAGCUGCAAGAAGUACAUCACUGGGAAAGUACUGGAGGCUGGGGAGAAACACUACCACCCGUCAUGUGCCCGCUGUGCCAGGUGUGAGCAGAUGUUUGGAGAGGGAGAGGAGAUGUACCUGCAAGGUAACUCCAUCUGGCAUCCUCCUUGCAGACAGGCAGCCAGACAGGAGGAGAAGAGUAAGAAGCAGGUCCGGAUACAGGUCAAUGACGUCCCUGAGCAGCAGGUGAGCAGGACUUCCUCUGAGAGCAUCACCUCUGUCCCAGCCUCCAGUGCGUCUGGCUCUCCGAACAGGGUCAUCUAUGCCAAACUAGGAGAUGAGAUGCUGGACUACAAAGACCUUGCUGCUCUGCCAAAGAUCAAGGCGAUCUACAACAUCGACCGGCCAGACAUGCUCUCCUACAGUCCCUACGUCAGCUACCCCUCAGAGGAACGGCACUACGGAGAGGGUGACGGAGAGAAGUCUCCUCGUCAGAGGAGGCCCUCCAGCCCCAGCUCCAACAGCUCCCUGGGGAAGUAUGGAGGGUACACCCCUUCUCGCUCCCCCCAGAACUACAGCAGGCCGGGGGAUCUUUAUAUGGCCAGUAAAGCAAUGGGUAAUAGAUAUGGCCAGGCCCUUGACUCCAGCUCCCUCCCCCACCCCUCAGCCUACACAGGGGGGCCUAAGUACCUCUCCUCCUUGGCUAGGGACUCCUCCUGCCUCCCCAUGGACUACUCAAGGGGUCUACCCCCCAAGUUCCCUGGGGGGCUGCAGGUGCCUGGGCCGUUGACACAGCCUGGUAAUAUGUCUCCUGGAGGCAGAAACUCUCCUCUGCCCCUUAACCCUACCACCCUGGCCGUGCUCCAGCAGCACAACUAUGUGCCCUACUUCAGAGGCCUCAAACAGGACCCCCUACUACCACCUGAAUCUCAACCUAAGACGUCCCUGCAUCUCAAUUUACCUCCUCACGGUCACGGUAGUGAAAGUGGUCGGAGUACCCCCAGUUUGUCCACGUAUUCCGAUGGCAAAUCUCCCUCCUUCACCUAUGUGGCAACUCCCAGGCAUUUCCACGUACCAGAGACUAAGGUCAAGAUAGAUAAUAUCUAUAGAAAACCCCCUAUCUACAGACAGCAUGCCUCUAGAACUUCCUGGCAAGAAGGAGACGACAUCAAGACAAGGACCAGUUGGAUGAUCUUGAAGAGUGAGAUAGACGGCGAACCCCUCCCAGAGUACCUGCUGGACCCCAGGAAGUCUACUUGCAGCCUGCCCACUGACACCUCCCGGACCAACUUCCCAUACAAUAAGUGUGCUUCCCUGCCAGGAUAUGGAAGGAAUGGCAUAUACAAGGAGGUUGCCGACCAUGUUGAGGUUGACCCAGACCAGCAGGACUCCCACAGCUGGGGAGGAAUGAGAGAGUACAAGGUGUACCCCUAUGAGGUGCUGUCUGUGACCCACAGGGUGAGGGUGAAGCUACCCAGAGAUGUGGACCGUACCAGACUGGAGAGACACCUCUCCCCAGAGGACUUCCACCAUGUGUUUGGGAUGACCCUGAAUCAGUUUGACCGCAUGGCUCUGUGGAAGAAGAACGACAUGAAAAAGAAGGCACGCCUUUUCUAAAGCCAAGCAGGAGAACGGGAGAAAAAUCAUUAUAACGUCUCCAGUCUACAACGUCUGUCCUGUCUGGAAGAAAGAAAAAAACAUCUGAAAUAAUCUACAUAUGCACCGUUACGU